This is a messenger RNA of Gilbertella persicaria, 593 nucleotides long. RefSeq lists its product as uncharacterized. The record is from RefSeq and is a predicted model, not a curated record. The coding region runs from base 226 to 402 and encodes 58 amino acids. The transcript has a single exon. Lineage: Eukaryota; Fungi; Mucoromycota; Mucoromycetes; Mucorales; Choanephoraceae.
AGUUUUUUGUCAUACGAAGGUAUCCUAAUCCAAGAGCCAAGAUGAUACUUGAACUCACUCAAUUCUUUGUCGGCAAUUUGUUGAGAUGUUCAUUUUAAGAUAAUAUAAAUAGAAAGAAAUCUGUACUUGGUGGUACAGCCUUUGGCAUUAAUCACAACUUAGUAUUGGUGGGUCAUAUUGUGUAUGAAUGUAAUGAUUUGAAACAAUCAUGCAAUUGAAAAGAUAAUGGCAUUCAGCUACUUUCUCGUAUUUGUGUCAUUAUCUCACAUAGACUGGCUAGUUUCCCUUCUAUUCUCCGCUCCUUCUUGUAAACUAAUGCAAAUGUUAUUUGUGCUCUGCUUAAUUUUCCAAAGUGUAGGUGUGACAAACGUAGUUAGCAAUUUUGCCAAUAAAAUUUUCUAGCAUGAACAAACUCGUUUCCAUAGGAUAAUGAAUUGAGAUACUGUAUCUACAGAAUUCCUUAUUCAUGAAUUAAAAGAAGAAAAGUAAGUAAGUGGGUGAGUGAAAGCUUUCUUUUUUUUUAUUUUAUUUUUGUUUGUAUCAAUAGGUUGAUUCGGAGCCGCGAAUGUGACUUUUGUUCACUAUAAAAGCGC